Thalassophryne amazonica is the source of this 1639-nucleotide messenger RNA. Its product is annotated as transmembrane protein 184C-like. The record is from RefSeq and is a predicted model, not a curated record. The coding region runs from base 33 to 1538 and encodes 501 amino acids. Gene Ontology annotation, molecular function: transporter activity. Lineage: Eukaryota; Metazoa; Chordata; Actinopteri; Batrachoidiformes; Batrachoididae. Gene Ontology annotation, biological process: transport. The transcript is spliced from 11 exons.
GUUAUUUUCUGCUGUUGCAUUUACUUUCUCUCAUGUCAUUAGUUGUAUUUCUAAUUGAUGAUGUGUUGACCUCUGAGGGCCAGUUUGAGACUUCUGUCUUGUUUUAUAGCCAACAUGAAUCAGACACUUUUCCCCUUGUUUUAAAAACCUCUUCUCCAGCGGUCCAGGAUGCUCCUGUAGGCGGUGGCACUGAGGGUGAAGCCGCAGUCAUGCCGUGUUCCUGUGCAGAGUGGAGGAGGUGGAUCCGGCCACUGGUUUUGGUUCUGUACGCUUUGCUGCUGGUGGCCGUGCUGCCGCUCUGCAUCUGGGAGCUGCAGAAAGAUCAGGUUGGCACUCACAGUAAAGCUUGGUUUAUCGCCGGCGUGUUUGUCUUCCUCACCAUCCCAAUCUCACUCUGGGGGAUUCUGCAGCACAUGGUGCACUACACACAACCGGAACUGCAGAAACCCAUCAUCAGGAUACUAUGGAUGGUGCCAGUCUACAGUUUGGACAGUUGGCUGGCUCUGCGUUAUCCCAGCCUAGCGAUCUACGUGGACACAUGCAGGGAGUGCUACGAGGCCUACGUCAUCUACAACUUCCUGGUGUUCCUGCUGAAUUUCCUCAGUAACCAGUAUCCCAGUCUGGUGCUGAUGCUGGAGGUCCAGCAGCAGCAGCCACACCUCCCGCCGCUCUGCUGCUGCCCAGCCUGGCCAAUGGGAGAGGUUCUGCUCUUCAGGUGUAAGCUGGGAGUCCUCCAGUACACUGUGGUCAGACCUGUAACCACGGUGAUAGCGCUGAUGUGUCAGCUGUGUGGGGUUUAUGAUGAAGCCAACUUCAGUUUCAGAAGUGCCUGGUCCUACUUGGUCAUCAUUAACAACAUAUCGCAGCUGUUUGCCAUGUACUGUCUGGUGCUGCUGUACCGAGCUCUCAGAGAGGAGCUGACUCCCAUCAGACCCAUGGGCAAGUUCCUCUGUGUCAAACUGGUCGUGUUUGUCUCCUUCUGGCAGGCUGUGGUUAUCGCGUUCCUGGUGAAAGUUAGCGUGAUUUCGGAAAAACAUACGUGGGAUUGGGACAGCGUGCAGGCCGUGGCAACAGGACUGCAGGACUUUAUCAUCUGCAUAGAGAUGUUCCUGGCUGCCAUCGCUCACCACUACACCUUCACCUACAAACCCUACGUACAGGAAGCAGAAGAAGGUUCAUGUUUUGACAGCUUCCUGGCCAUGUGGGAUUUUUCUGACAUCAGAGCUGAUGUCAGCGAGCAGGUCCGCCACGUUGGUCGAACAUUCCUGGGUCGUCCCAACAAGAUGUAUUUUGGUGCGACACUGCGGGCCGAACACACGGAGCACACAGGCCUCCUCGCUGCUGCCGCGCAAGACCCUGCUGUCACGGUGGCCGCCUCAAUGCCAUCUUCUCCUUCCUCCAGUGGGAGGUACCAAGGCCUAGGCCACACUCCCGCCUCACAUUCUAUCUCUGCUCCUGCAGGAUUCAUUUCAGCUUCCUGGGAGGACGACAGCGAUCAAUCCACACCGUCACCUCCACAGGGGGGCCACGCCCACUAGCAGGGUGGUACCGCGGCAAUGUUUGAUGAGUUUCUUGGACACGAAAACUGUUCAUUCAUAAACACUGAAUAAAUCUAUUUAUGCGUGGAUUUUCUGAGAAA